CUUCCACGACUGCCCUCAGCUCCCUUCGGCUCAUCGUGUGCUGUGGCCGAGUGUGCCAGGUUCAUGUUGGCGACUGAGUGGGAAGUGGCUAUACAAGUGCGAGUGGCUACAGUGAGAGCGGCCGCCGGCAGUCGCACGUCUCCACGCCUUAGGCUUGAGCAAGAACAGGGGACAGAAACCGCUCACAAUUCGGCUUCUUCGAAAGCAUGAGCUGGAACACGGAGCAGCUCAGGAAAGGCCUGUGGCAGCAGGGCGGCGUGACCUUUAAGGACGUGGCCGUGCACUUCUCCUGGGAGGAGUGGGGGCUCCUCAGUGAGGCGCAGCGGCGUCUCUACCGGGACGUGAUGCUGGAGAACCUGGCGCUCGUGGCCUCGCUGGGUUGUUGCCCAGAAGCGGACGGUGAGGAGGCUCCUCUGGUGCGGAGUGUGCCGCAGGUCUGGACUCCCGAGCAGGCAUGUCUGUCUGCUAAGUCCCUUCCCUGGGAAAUGGGUGGCCUGAGGCUGAGCCGCGUUUUGUCCUUGGUGGAGCACCAGAGAACAAGUUGUAAGCAGAAACUUCUCUGCUGUUGGGCCUGUGGGAAGCAGCUGUAUGUCAGCACAGAGCUUCCCCAGAAGCAGCGCCCUGAGGAGGAAGCCUUCCGAGGCAGAGCAGCUGGAGCGUCGUUGGGGAGGAGCCACGCAUGCCUCGAAGAGGGAACGCCAUGUAGCCUUGGUGUGGGUGGGAAGGAUGUUCUGGCCAGGUCGGAGUUGGGCCAGCCGCAGGACAGUCAUGCUCGGGAGAAGGUGAGCGGUGGGACUGCGUGUGGGCCGGCCUUUGCCACAGAAAUGACAAUUAGUAGCUGGGAGGAAUCCGUGAAAGCCUUCAGCUGUGAUCAGACGCUUGCUCAGCACCUGAGGCUCCUCGGCAGUGAACACUGUUUUAUGUGCAGCGAGUGUGAGGACUCCCUUGGCAGGGACGGCCGCCUCGGUCACUAUCAGAAAGUCCUCACCGGAGACAAACCUUUUGUAGCUGAAGAAUGUGGGAUGUUACUCAAAAAGACCAGUGCUGUGGAACACCGGAGGGGAAACACCAGAGAAAGACCUUACACUUGUGUGGAGUGUGGGAAGUCGUUUACCAGGAGCUCCAACCUCAUGACACAUCAAAGAGUGCACACCGGGGAAAGGCCUUACGACUGUGGGGAGUGUGGGAAGUCGUUUAGCCGGAAGUCCAACCUCAUCGUACACCACCGGGUGCACACCAGAGAAAAGCCGUAUGAGUGCAGCGAGUGUGGAAAAGCAUUUUGCCAGCGCUCCACUCUAAUUCAGCACUGCAGAAUUCACACUGGAGAGAGGCCUUACGAUUGCAGCGAAUGUGGAAAGUCUUUUACUCGAUACUCUGCGUUCCGUCAGCAUCAGAGGCGUCACACUGGAUUAAGGCCUUAUGAGUGUACUGAAUGUGGCAAGUCCUUUGCUGAAAACUCCAGGCUCAUCAAGCACACGAGGAUCCACACUGGAGAUAGACCGUACGAGUGCAGUGAGUGUGGCAGAAGCUUUUGCCAGAGAUCUUCGCUCCUUCGGCAUCAGACAGUUCACACUGGAGAAAGGCCUUAUAAGUGUGGUGUUUGUGGGAAGUCCUUUGGACAGAAACCCAACCUCAUUCAGCACUGGACUGUUCAUAGUACAGAAAGACCCUUUAAAUGUGGAGAAUGUGGGAAAUCCUUUAGGCGGAAGUCUGAGCUCUUCGAACACCGUAAAGUACACACUGGAGAAAAACCGUAUGAGUGUGGAGAGUGCGGGAAGUCAUUUAGCCAGAAGUCCAAUCUCAACAUACACCAGAUAGUUCACACCAGGGAAAGACCCUAUAAGUGCAGCGAAUGUGGGAAAUCGUUCAGCCAGAACUCUACACUUGUAAAACACCGGAGAAUCCACACCGGCGAGAGGCCUUAUGAGUGCAGUGAAUGCGGGAAAACUUUUAACCAGAGUUCUGCCCUUCGCCAGCAUCAGCGGCGCCACUCUGGAAUAAGGCCUCACGCGUGUGCGGAAUGUGGGAAGUCCUUUGCUGAGAACUCCAGACUCAUCAAACACAGAAGAGUCCACACUGGAGAACGGCCUUAUGAGUGUGGUGAAUGUGGGAAGUCCUUUGCUGAUAACUCAAACUUCAUCCUCCACAGGCGCGUGCACACUGGAGAGAGGCCUUACGAAUGCAGCGAAUGUGGGAAAGCCUUUAACCAAAGCUCUGCGCUCCUUCAGCAUCAGAGAGUUCACAGUGGAGAACGCCCACAUAAGUGUGGUAAAUGUGGGAAAUCCUUUGCCAAAAAGUCCAGUCUCAAUAAACACAGGAGCAUUCACGCCGUUGAAAGCCCUUAAAAGUUUGGCACAUGCCGAAUAUCCUUUGCUCACCACUCCAGUCUCCUCACAGACCAUCGUGCUCACGGUAGAUGAUGACAGAUGCUGGAAAUCCAAGGGUUG
Condylura cristata (star-nosed mole) is the source of this 2447-nucleotide messenger RNA. Its product is annotated as zinc finger protein 883-like. The record is from RefSeq and is a predicted model, not a curated record. The transcript is spliced from 3 exons. Bases 207 to 2345 code for a protein of 712 amino acids. Lineage: Eukaryota; Metazoa; Chordata; Mammalia; Eulipotyphla; Talpidae. Gene Ontology annotation, biological process: regulation of DNA-templated transcription.